CCUUGCAUAAUUUUGAAUCUUCAGUCAUGCGUUGGAAUAUUCUGUGAAGAGGAAGCUUGAUAUCUUUUUUACGUCGUACGCAUAUCUCAAUUACGAACAACGAAAGCUCUUACGUUUUAGCUUUAUUGGAAGGCGAGAUAAAAUCAACCAUGCAGUUUCAAUGGAAAUCAUUACCGACAUUUGUGCUACUGCUUUGGACAAGCACAAAAUUCUGCUGGAUGCAAAGGACUGAUGUAACAUACCAGGAUAUCAGAAGUGUGGAUGCAACAUGCAAUGGUUUGGAUUCUUGUAGAGUUCCCAGAUCGAAUGAAGCCUGGAAAUACAACUGCAACUGUGAAAAGACUUGCAGUCUUUAUGGCACGUGCUGCGUAGAUUCAAAAUACAGACGAAAAUUCAAACGAAAAAAUCAGAAAAACCUUGAAUGCAGAGUGAUAAACCAUAAUCGCAAAUUUCUGUACCCCUGGAUUAGGAGUUGCAAUCCUGAUUUGCGGCAUUCCAAAACCAUGGAAGAACUUUGCACCAACAAAUUUUUAAUAGAAACUAAUGCCGAUCCUUUCUUGGCUAUACCUGUCACUGAUCCUCUGACAGGUAUCACUUAUCAGAACUACUACUGCUUCGCUUGCAAUGAAAACUCAGGCGAAGAGCGACUUAUACCAUGGGACGUUGCCGUAGGAGGUGAUUUAGAAAAAGUUAACAAAUCAGAUUCAAUACCGAUCCUGCGUAAUUACGAGAAAGAUUUCUGGUCAUGGGUCUUGGAUAAUGACAAUAACACCCAUCUCAGUUUGUGGCCUUCAAUACCGGAAGGAUUAGAAGACACUUUGCCGUAUUGUUACGGUUUUGAAAUAGUUUCAGAAUGUGCGUCGAGUUAUACAAAUGCAAAUGUAAGAAAGAAGUGCGGGGCGUACAUGGCUCUGACUAGAAUUCGAAUAGAUAACAGUUACUCGUAUUACCGAAAUCCACAUUGCGCCAUUUGCAACUAUGAGAAUAUGGAUGACAUGGUUUGCGUGUUGGACGGUGAAGAUCCUGUUAGUGCACCAGGCGGAUUAAUACCCUCUGGGGACUUCUUUGUUAGGCUUUUCAGUUUUGAAACAGAUAAAUGCACAGACAAAAUGGUUUAUGAUUCAUUCGCGAAGAAAUGCCGAAACAUAUACAGAGCAAGAAGACAGUGAUUGAAGAAAACAAUUCACGUUCUAUGAUAAGAAAAUAAUUCUUGCAAGAAGACAGUGAUUGUAGAAAACAAUUCACGUUCUAUGAUAAGAAAAUAAUUCUUGCCAGAAGACAGUGAUUGUAGAAAACAAUUCACUUUCUAUGAUAAGAAAAUAAUUCUUUUGAGACCCAUUGUAUUUAGGUGAGAGGGAAAUUUAGAAGUUUAGUAGUUAUUUGUAUCUUAAAAUAAAAAUAUUUAUCAUUAUAAUUUUUAAAA
This is a messenger RNA of Parasteatoda tepidariorum (common house spider), 1423 nucleotides long. RefSeq lists its product as uncharacterized. NCBI's taxonomy places the organism in Eukaryota, Metazoa, Arthropoda, Arachnida, Araneae, Theridiidae. The record is from RefSeq and is a predicted model, not a curated record.